This is a messenger RNA of Drosophila willistoni, 1297 nucleotides long. Its product is annotated as probable ribosome production factor 1. The transcript has a single exon. Gene Ontology annotation, molecular function: rRNA primary transcript binding. The record is from RefSeq and is a predicted model, not a curated record. Gene Ontology annotation, cellular component: preribosome, large subunit precursor; nucleolus. NCBI's taxonomy places the organism in Eukaryota, Metazoa, Arthropoda, Insecta, Diptera, Drosophilidae. Bases 74 to 1252 code for a protein of 392 amino acids. Gene Ontology annotation, biological process: maturation of 5.8S rRNA; maturation of LSU-rRNA.
UCUAUACAGUUGUUUUACAACACUCACCUCGUAAAGUACCAGCUGCACGUGUUGCGUACACAAUAUUACUAAAAUGAUUAAAAUUAAAAGAAAACAAUCUCAGGCAGUGGUCCAGGAUGAUUCUGACAGUGAUUCCAGUUUUGAAGAGAAUCAACAACAGGAUGCCGAAGAUGUGGAAAUACACAGCGAAGGACAAGUCACCGAUAGCAGCGACGAGGAAGAGUCGCCCAAGAAAAACGGAAAACUAAAACCAGCAGAAUCUGAAAAACUUGACACUGAUCAGGAAGGCUCCGAUGACGAGGACGACGACUAUGAAGAUGACGACGACGAUGAUAGGAAAACUCGUUUGCCGGUGCUGAAUCCCCUGAGUUUGAUGAAAAACAAAGAACAGCGCAUGGCGCUGUAUCGAAAAAUGAAAAAGGAGAAGCAUAAAAAGAAAAUGCAGGAGCGACGCGCCAGGCGCAAAGCUGGGAUUCCUGCUAAUCCUGGGCAUACUAUCGAGAGUCUACGUGAGAAAGAUCAAACCGAAGUUGGCGAUCUCAAUGAUUCGGACAAUGAGGAGCUACAAAAGGAAUUGCAGCUAGAUGAUUUCAGUUCGUAUUUCGAGCGCUCUUAUGAGCCCAAAGUCCUUAUCACAUUUGCCGAUAAUCCGGUUACAAAAACCAGAAAGUUUGGCUUGGAGCUAUCACGAAUUUUUCCCAAUGCUCUUGUUAAGAUCCGUAACAAAUCAUCUGUAAAAAAAAUAUGCAAGAGUGCCGAGCGAGAAGAGUUCACCGAUGUUGUUAUAGUGAAUGAGGAUAGAAGAAAACCCAAUGGAUUAUUGAUGAUACAUCUGCCUAAUGGUCCAACAGCUCAUUUUAAAUUAUCAAAUGUAAAGCUUACAUCGGAUAUAAAACGUGAUCACAAAGAAAUUACCAAACAUAGACCGGAAGUCAUUCUUACAAAUUUUACUACACGUCUAGGUCUGACUGUUGGACGCAUGCUAGGAGCAUUGUUUCAUCACGAUCCAGAGUUUAGGGGUCGCCGAGCUGUGACGUUCCACAAUCAGAGGGACUAUAUAUUCUUUCGUCAUCAUCGCUAUGAGUUUAAUAAGGAGGGAAAAAGAGUUAAACUAAGAGAACUUGGACCCAGAUUCACUUUAAAAUUGAGAUCUCUCCAAGAGGGAACAUUUGACAGCAAAACUGGGGACUAUGCUUGGAUUAUAAGCAACAAACGACAUGCCAUGGAAUCGAGGCGUAGAUUCUUUCUUUAGAUUAGCUUUUUCUUUUUUUCAAAUAAAACAAUGGAUAAACUCUAA